Lodderomyces elongisporus is the source of this 7197-nucleotide messenger RNA. RefSeq names its product Bph1p (gene BPH1). The coding region runs from base 1 to 7197 and encodes 2398 amino acids. NCBI's taxonomy places the organism in Eukaryota, Fungi, Ascomycota, Pichiomycetes, Serinales, Debaryomycetaceae. The transcript has a single exon. The record is from RefSeq and is a predicted model, not a curated record. Gene Ontology annotation, molecular function: protein binding.
AUGGAUCAUGAUUUCAAACAAGACGUUUUGGAUACAAACAUUGAUACCACUAAUAAUCAACCAGAUGACCUUGACUUUAAUCUAAAAGUGGUAUUGGAAUCAUCUAUUUUGAACGGGGAAGGUGAAAACAAUGAUACAAAUGUUGCAGCAUUAGAUCAAAUUCUUUUGGCAAUGUCAUUUGAUGUGACAUUAAAGAUUCAAAACUCUCGUUACCUAGAUUUGCUUAUUGGAAAGUAUCUCGAAUUGAUCAGCUCCGAUAACUUUCAACUUCAAGAACUAAGGGAAAAUGAAGACAAAGACGAAGAAGACUAUGGCCAAAAUGAGAAUGAAAACGAUGACGAGGAUACGGAAAAGGACAAGGACAAGGACAAGGAAGACGCAAUGGAGACAAUUGCCCAGCAUUAUAAACAAAUGAUUAUUUGUCUAUUUGAAGUUGGCUGCACUGUUGAACGAACUCGCACCAUGUUGCAUUUCUUGCGUGAGACAUCCAAUCCUGUUGCCAAGUUCACAAUCUUGCAACUCAUAAUUGAACUAUGUGACGAACACUCGAGAUUGUACCCGUAUAUGCUGAUAUCGUCUCUGCAGGUCAACUUUCCUAUUCAAAAAGGUUUGGAGGAUGCAUUCACAAUAUAUCUGUGGCUCAAAUUGAACAAACACGAAGAAUCUGAUGGGUCUUCAACAACAAUUCUUACGCUAACAAGUUCGUAUCCUACGGCAGAGCAGUCAAAUACAACUUUGAGUAUUUGUGUUUCAGGCUUCAAUCAAAUAAUCAUUGAAAUUGCAAACUUAAAAACAAGAUCCCGCUCACAGUUCAACUUCAACCGUCAAGUGAACCUAACACUUGAUAUUGUUCAGCUUGCAGUGGUUUACGAAAGUGCGACAUUGAGUUUGUAUGUAAACGGACAAUAUUGUGAAAGCGUACCGUGUUCGAAUCUCUCAAGAGAGUUUGCAAAUUGGAAUAAGAUUUCCGUUGGAGAAAACAAUGCUAAAAAUAACGUGAACAAUAUGAUGUACGAUUUAUAUGACGCUAACAACACAAACACAAUGAGUGAAAUUGUUGAUAAUGAAUUGAUAAUGAGAACUUGCUGUGUACUAAAAUGCAAGUUGAGUUGGGAAUGGAUUUUGACAUUGUUCUACAUGGGCCCCGGUUUUACUUGGGACCCUAGAACUGCAGAUGAAUAUAACAUCAGCAAGUUGGUUGAACGUCUUGACCACAAUUCUUAUGUGGAAAUUGCAAAAACGCUCUCGUAUAGACGACUUUCACAUGUGAAACUCCAACCGCAAUCACAACCGCAACCACAACCGCAAUCACAACCUCAAUUGCAGCCUCAAAUACAACCACAACUGCAGCCUCAACUACAAACACAACUGAAUUUUAAAGCUAAAGCUAAAUCUAAGCUGCAACCACAAUGGCGCACGCAACAUCAACAAAGUUACAAUCAAUUCGAAGACAGAAAAUACAAUACAGAUGCUAGUAUCAAAUUGCAGUCCACGUUUAUGGACUGGCUUAAAGAUCGAAAUUGCUUAUUAAAAAGUUUGAAUCCAAUUGAUCCAAAAUGGGUUCUUUUUGAUAGCGACGAUUACUUGCGACUGACGUUUGCUAGUACAAUUAAAGAUGAAAAGAAUCCUGUUGAGAAACCAUCACGUUCCAUGAACUUAACCAUGCACUUUCCAACCAACAUUUAUCGAGCAUUGUACACUUUAGACAUUUCCCAAAUACUUAUUGAGUUAUUAGAACAUGAUGUUUCAGUAGCCAAUUCGAACAUUGAAUACUCAAUUCAUUAUCUAUGUGUGGUCAUGCUACUUAAGGUUAUUGCAUCCAGCUGGCAAAUACGACAAGAAUUUGAAUAUCGAGGCGGCUAUAAGUUGCUAGCAAUUGUACUUCGCAGGCUAAACUCUAAUCAUUAUGUUUCAGAGCAGCAUGUUACUGAAAGCACGCUUUUGCAUGCUAGUGAGAGUAAAUAUCAACUUGGAGUUGAAGCUGAAAUUGAUUCACCUAUGAAAGUUGAUCUGCUGGGGCUCAUUGAUGUUCUUUUUAAAUUUUGUGGUCUUAUUAAUGACAAUACUUUAGCUCUCAUUAACGUUGAUGGUCCGAUUCAUGACAAUCAUGAUCUCAUGUUGCUCAACCACAACUGUCUAAAAAACUUGUUGCUAGAUUUUGAGCUUCUUGGCAACGCAAGCUACAUGGCUUUUGUCUUGGCCCAACUUGAAGGCCUGUUGAUCAAUUCGCGAUAUGCACUGUACAAUAUUUUUGUUUUGAAGCAAAUAGGGUUUGGAGCAAAAUUCAUUCAAUUCAUGAAGCUGACUACCGAUGCUGAGUUUUCGUUAAUACUAGAAACGCGCGUUGAAGGUGCUAUUAGUGCGUUAUUGAAAGUGGACCAGUCCGCCGGCUUUGCUGCUUCGUUAUCAUCGUACAUUGCGUUUGUACUUUCUUCAAAGUCUAACAAACACAACAGUUCUUCUUCAUUAAAGUGUGCAGUCAAAGCCUUAGAGUCUUUAACGAGCUUCAUUUGCUCUCCGUCUACACCUACAAAAAUCGUGAAGAAAUUAUCACGCUGCAUAACAAUGCAUUGGAUCAUACUUUUACUCAAAACAGCUGAUGGAGCAGUUGUAAUCUCUGCGAUUAAACUUUUGGCUCGCUUUUUAAGACUACAUGGACGGCGUAUCACUGAAAAAUUUUUUGAAAACCAUCAUGGUGAAGCGGUUUUGGCACAAUACCUUGACAAAUGGUGGAGUUAUGAGCCUGUUUUAAAGAGUGUGUUUCAAAGCGCGUUACCAAACACAGAACAUGGAAAGAAUGAUAUGUACCUUGGAAGCAUUCGACAAAAAACUAAAAACAAUGAAGAUUUCUUUAUACCGCAAUUUAUCCUGCUAACAAAUGAUCUCCUUGCUCUUCCACUUUCACGGCUAAGCGUGUUGGGAAGCAAUCCACCGACUCCAAUACUGGGUUCUCGACAAAACUCCAGUCAAAUCAAAGAACUCCAAGUUGUUUACGCUGUUGAGCAAUAUGUCAAUUGGUUAGCGCAGCUGCCGAUGCUAUUGGAAUGGAUGUUUUCCAUCACUAUUCUAAUAGAAAAAAGCUUAGAUCUUUUGUGUCUUUUGAAAUUGAGUUUUACAAGAUAUGAAGGAGAAGAUCUCGUUUGUGCUAAAGAGACUUUUAGCAAGUUGAUAUAUUUGAUGGCAAAUGCAUUAUUUUUGCAAUUGUCUAGUGCUGAUUUGGAACCCAUUUUUAAGAGUAUGCAAGACUUUAAAAGAAAAAUACUAUUUAAUCUUGUCAUUGCAGAAACUUUUCCACUUUUAAGAGAAUUUCUCAAGGAAUCUACUGACUUACCAAAAGGCCGCUAUUUCGAGAACAACAUACGGAUGAUAAUAAGUGGCUACUAUGAAGAAUUAUACAAAGCUAAAUAUGAGUUGUCUCUCAACGACAUGCAUGCAUACAUAUCAUGUCUAUGUUUGGUUUUUGAAUCGUUUCCCGGGUCCAACACUCAUAUAAAAAAAAACAUUUUGGGCGAAUGCGUUGUACAGUAUCUUUUGAAAUUUGUUUACGAAACUGACGAACUCUCCAAUUCCACACCUGACGAUGAUUAUUGUACUACUUUGAAAACUAUGUUAUUUCAUCAACAAACCAUUACCAGUUUAGAAAACCUGACUGGUUUGCAGCUUGCAAAGGUUGUUAUUCUCAUCCUUGGAGUAUGUCUUGCCUCUCCAAAAUACAAGGAUCAAUACUUGCAUUUGGAAGAGUCUUUUGCAAUUUUGCGCUCCAUAUUCCUUCUUCGAAAAGAGGCAAUGAUUGAUGGACUUGCAAUGUUGAAUGGUGAUAUGAGACUGUUUGCUUUAAUGUUUGAAGAUUUGGUUCUGAAGAAUGAUGUCGAAACAUUGACUAGGAUAAAGAAAAUAUCACCCUUUGUCAGGAAUAUACAACAAAUCCAUAAUCUACUAAUCACGGAAUAUUCUCAAAUAGACUUUCUUCGAGUGUCUAAUAUGAUCCAAGUGGCAUUUCAAAGAGGCGUUGUGAGGGAAAAUGAUAUGUAUUUACUUCACUUUGAAGAAGGUUCGCAAAAACUACAAUCACAAAUUGUCAAAUCAGAAAUUUUAAGAAUGAAGCGGGCUAAUCAAGAUUCAUAUGAUGACGAAAUCAGGAUUGUCAGGGGAUUUUGGGACCGCAAAAAACAAUCAACAAGGUUGCUCUACCUAAUAGUGCCGUCUACAACAACGUAUAUGCUUGGCAAUAUUGAAAAUGAUGAGCGCAUGAGGAAACUAUUGUAUCCAGAGGAUCUUCCUUUGAAUUAUCAAGAGUUUAUUGGUAUUCAAAAAUAUCGAGCGAAUAACAAGAGCGAGAAAAUAGAUUUGCCUGGUGAUUCUGGAAGCAAAGAGUCGUACUUGCAAUCACCAUUUCUUCUCAAUACCAUUGGAAAUUCCGAUUCUCCUUCUCACUCUCGCUCAAAUAGCAACAAUGGGUCUCAUGAUUUUGAACUGGGUGGAAAGGAUGAGAACACUACUAGUAUGAACAGUAAUAACAAUAACAAUAACAAUAACAAGAAUAAUAAUAAGAUCAAGAUUAAGGAAGAUACUGAUGCUGGUGAUGAUUUUACAAGCAGCACAGGGCCGAAGCUAUACGAUGAAUCAUUUGAAGAUCGAAAUCGUAGAGUAUGCAGAGCGCUUUUCUUUGGCGAUCAAAUAAUGUCACUUUGGAACGUUAGUCAGGUAAAGGGUCUAGUUCCCACCGAAAGUUUAAUGAUAUUGGGCAAAUAUCAUUUGUAUUUGAUUGAAAACUAUUUUAUUACUAAAGAUGGUAAUGUCAUAGACGUAAACGAAGCACCAAUUGAACAGAGAGAUCCAGUCUUGAGGUUAGUGAACUCUCAAUCCGAUAUAAACUCCACGUCAAAUAAGAGCAACAACAAUAUCUUCAGCAGUGAUAGUGCUCACGGGGUGCAAAGUUGGUCUUUGGACCAAUUAAGUGCUGUUUCAAAGAGGCUGUUUCUUUUUAGAGAUAAUGCGUUUGAAGCAUUUUUCAGCGAUGGAGGAAGUGUGCUAAUUACUUGUGUUUCUGUAAAAGAACGCAAUCUGCUAUAUGGGAAAUUAAAAGCACAUGCUACUGGAAAUGGUAAAAUGCCAGAUCUUCUUGAUGCGUUGACUAAUGACGAUGGAAGUUUGACCGCAAGAUUGAUAUCUGCAUUUGCCAGCCCCGGUGGCUCUCAAAAUGGUUUUAAUUUGGCGACUCGAAAAUGGGUUCGGGGAGAAAUUUCAAACUUUUAUUACCUAAUGAUUUUAAACACUUUAGCUGGUCGUACGUAUAAUGAUAUGACACAGUAUCCUGUGUUUCCUUGGGUAAUUGCAAAUUACACAAGCGCAAAAUUAAAUCUUUCAGAUGCAAAAACAUUUCGUGACCUCUCUAAACCAAUGGGGGCGCAAAGCUUAGAGCGAUCCUACAAAUUUCAAGAGCGAUACGAUGCAUUAAGUAGCUUAGACGAUAAAGUGGUACCACCUUUCCAUUAUGGUACCCACUAUUCCUCGGCAAUGAUUGUUAGUUCGUUUUUGAUAAGAAUGAAACCAUUUGUUGAGUCUUAUUUGCUUUUGCAAGGUGGAAAAUUUGAUCACGCUGAUAGGUUAUUUAAAUCGGUCGAAAAAGCUUGGCUUUCAGCUUCGCAGGAUAAUUCCACUGAUGUGAGAGAAUUGAUCCCAGAAUUCUACUAUUUACCUGAGUUUCUUAUAAACAGUAAUGAGUAUGAAUUUGGGGCUUCUCAAAAUGGCGACAUUGUAAACGAUGUGGAGCUACCACCAUGGGCCGAAGGUAAGCCGCAUAUAUUCAUCAAAAAGAACCGAGAAGCCUUGGAGAGUCCUUAUGUUUCAGCUCAUUUGCAUGAAUGGAUCGAUUUAAUUUUUGGAAGCAAACAGUGCGGACUGGAAGCAGUCAAAGCUUUGAAUGUUUUUCAUCAUGCUUCUUAUAAUGGUGCUAUAGAUAUCGAUAAUAUUGAAAAUGAAAUUGAGAAAAGAGCAGCAAUAGGAAUGAUUAAUAAUUUUGGUCAAACUCCAAAACAAAUAUUUUUUAAAUCACACCCUAAGAAAGAGGUUUUAAACCUGCCAAGCGAAUAUACUAGCGCUAUACAGUGGACAAAAAAGGAAGAGCGUGAGGCUGUUUUUGAAUCAAAACUAAAAGCCCCUAUUUGCAAACUUGAAUUUCUAUCCGCUAUGUCAGGGGAUACUAGGAAAUCUGGAUGGGUUGGUCGCCAUAAUUGUAUUUCAUCGGAAUAUCAUAUGCUUAUAAGAAAAGCGCCGAGUUCGAGUAAUUUGGGAGGAUCGAUAUUGGUCAAUGAUGCUUUGUUUAAAGAUAUUCAUCAAUGUGAUGUAACUGCAGUAGCAGCAAUCGGACAAGGUGAGUUCCUCACUGGAGACGAGGAUGGGCUUCUUGUUGCAUGGGAAUAUAAUAGUUUUGGGUCCAAAUGUUCAUUAAAUGCGAAAGCGACAUUGAGAGGACACGUGAGUGCAGUGGUUCAAGUACUUUUAAGCAAGAGCUUCAAAAUUGCUGUUAGUAUUGAUAAAAGCGGUACUAUUUUGGUAUGGGACUUGGCGCACUUGCGAUAUAUUCGCACCUUGGUCUCACCCAAUGCACUUUUGGUUCCUGGUGAGAAUUACAAGUUAGCCUUGUCCAAUGAAAAUGGAAAUAUUGCUGUUGUUAACCUGAAAUUGACCAAAGACAAUGGCUGCAGUCAUUACUUACGAGUAUUUGAAAUUAAUGGUGACAUUAUUUUUGAAGGAGUUGUUGAUAUUAAUAGUGGGGGCAAUAGCAAGUUUGGUACUGGGGUUGGAACUGAGGCUGAGGCUGAGGCUGAAGUUGAGGUUGAGGUUGAGGUUGAAGCUUCCGAUAAGGAAAUCAUUGUAGUUUUCGGCGUUGACCUGGACUCUUUUUACAGUACAAGCAAAGGAUUUGGUAGCCAAAAACGACCCUAUUGGUCUAAGGACUAUAUUGCUUUUGGCUAUGGUAAAACUGUCAAAAUUUUUGAGCUCGACUGCCCCUCAUCGCAGGAAUUGAAAUUAUUACAAGAAAUCAAGUUACGCCAUUUGAAGGGUGAUAUCACUGCUUUGCAAUUUUUGAAAAGAACCGAGGUAGAUGAGGACGAGAGACUAAUCAGGGGUAGAUUUGAGCUAGUUGUUGGCGAUUCAACUGGAAGAGUGUACACGUUAGGCAUGGAGCAUUGA